Trypanosoma theileri is the source of this 723-nucleotide messenger RNA. RefSeq names its product chaperone protein DNAJ. The record is from RefSeq and is a predicted model, not a curated record. The coding region runs from base 1 to 723 and encodes 240 amino acids. NCBI's taxonomy places the organism in Eukaryota, Euglenozoa, Kinetoplastea, Trypanosomatida, Trypanosomatidae. The transcript has a single exon.
AUGAUCACCCGCACCCGAGCUCUCAUGUCCCUUAACGUGGGCCAGGCCUGUCGGGUGAUGGGAUUUACCGCCCCACCGCUGGACAAGCGCAUACUAAAGAAGCGCUAUGUGGAGUUAGUGAAGAAACACCAUCCGGAUCAACACGGACCAAAUGCCUCCGCAGAUCGUAUGGUGAUCGUCACGGAGGCGUACAAAACUCUCGGCCGGCUUUUAGAUGACGGGCGACGCGGACGCGCCCCAUCGGAUUUAUCACAAGGCACUCACACGAGUAGUGGAAAUAUUCACAAUAAUAAUAAAAGUGCGAGAGAUGAGAUGGAGGCGGAGGCGGCGGCGUUUGUGGCUCCCGGCGCACCGCUCAGUAUGGCGGGAUGGACGCUGCCGUGGCAACGGGGCCGAACCGUAUCUUCACAGAAGCUACAGGAACAGGAACUGCAGAAGGAGGUUUCGUCACUGCACGAAUAUGUGAGAAAGACACGCGCAAUAGAGCGUGAACUGUUGGCACGAGCUGAUCGUGCAAAGGCAGAGUUGAAAAUGUCAGAGGGAUCGCAUGGAUUUACGGCAAAACACUUUGAAGAAAUUAGACGCAUGCAACAACGUGAUCCAUCUUGGGCAUUAAAGCGAAAACCACUCAUAGUACUUAUAGGGAAGUAUUAUAGGAAGCGACUCUCAGUGGCACUGAGUCGAUGGUGGGAUGCUGUUCAAUAUGUAUUCCUUGGUCGUUAG